GCAUGUUGGUUUGACUCUCACCUAGUCACAUCUAUCAAAAUUCUUCCAAAUUCCAAGUGGUGCUUACACAAUGUCUGCAAUUGGAAUCAAUGGGUUCGGCCGCAUCGGACGGAUGUUUGCCCGCCAGGCGCUGGUGCGCAAGGAUGUGCAGAUCCUGGCCAUUAACGACCCUUCGCUGGACCCCAAGUACCUGGCCUACAUGCUGCGCCACGACUCCACCCAUGGCCUGUUCGAGCACAAGAUCUCGCUGGAGGGCAACACCUUGACCGUGUGCGGCAAGAAGAUCCAGCUGCUGAAGGAGUCUGAUCUCAAGAAGGUGAACUGGUGCGAGCUGGGCGUGCACACUGUGGUGGAGUGCUCCGGUCGGUUCACCACUUUGAAGGCCUGCCAAGCGCAUCUGGAUAGUGGAGCCAAGAAGGUGGUCAUAUCGGCUCCAUCCGCCGACGCUCCAAUGUUCGUGUGCGGAGUGAAUCUGCACAAGUACAAGCCCGACAUGAAGAUCAUAUCGAACGCCUCCUGCACCACCAACUGCCUGGCUCCGCUGGCCAAGGUGGUGCACGAUAACUUUGAAAUUUGCGAGGGCCUGAUGACCACCGUGCACGCGGCCACGGCCACCCAGAAGAUCAUUGACGGACCCAGCAGCAAGCUCUGGCGGGAUGGUCGCAGCGGCAUGACCAACAUCAUCCCGGCCGCCACGGGAGCCGCCAAGGCGGUGGGCAAGGUGAUCCCGGACCUGAACGGAAAGCUCACGGGCAUGGCGUUCCGCGUGCCGGUGCCCAAUGUUUCGGUGGUGGACCUCACGUGUCGACUCACCAAGCCCGCCAAAAUGGACGACAUCAAGAAGUGCAUCAAGGCAGCGGCCGAGGGCGAGUUGAAGGGCAUCAUGGGUUAUGUUGAGGAGGAGGUGGUGUCCACCGACUUCAACGGCUCACGCUUUGCGUCCGUCUUCGAUGCCAAGGCCUGUAUCGCCCUGAACGAUAACUUCGUCAAGCUGAUCAGUUGGUACGACAACGAGACGGGCUACUCCUGCCGACUCCUGGACCUGGUUCUCUACGCCCAACUGGUCGACCAGUGUGCCGAGAAGGACAAGGCCAACUCCUGUGAGAAGAAAGAGGACCCCUGUAAGAAAAAAGAAGAUCCUUGUAAGAAAAAAGAGGAUCCCUGUAAGAAAAAAGAGGAUCCCUGUAAGAAAAAAGAGGAUCCCUGUAAGAAAAAGGAAGAUCCCUGCAAGAAAAAAGAAGAUCCCUGCAAGAAAAAGGAGGAUCCUUGUAAGAAAGAUCUUCGUGUUAAAAAGAAAGAUCCUUGUCCCAAAAAGAAAGACGAUCCUUGCAAGAAAAAGUAAAAAAUACUUUACAAGAAUUAGAAAUAUAAAAGUUUUAAAAUCGUUUUACAUGCCACAUUGUAAAAAAGAUAAAUAGGAUGUGAAUUUCAUUCUGAAACUGCCAGACGAUCAUUGAAACAAGUGAAUAAAUUCAUUAAUAUUAUAAA
This is a messenger RNA of Drosophila rhopaloa, 1488 nucleotides long. RefSeq names its product glyceraldehyde-3-phosphate dehydrogenase. Lineage: Eukaryota; Metazoa; Arthropoda; Insecta; Diptera; Drosophilidae. Gene Ontology annotation, biological process: glucose metabolic process. Bases 71 to 1342 code for a protein of 423 amino acids. The record is from RefSeq and is a predicted model, not a curated record. Gene Ontology annotation, molecular function: NADP binding; NAD binding; oxidoreductase activity, acting on the aldehyde or oxo group of donors, NAD or NADP as acceptor. The transcript has a single exon.